Rosa rugosa (rugosa rose) is the source of this 1200-nucleotide messenger RNA. RefSeq names its product F-box/kelch-repeat protein At3g06240-like. Gene Ontology annotation, molecular function: protein binding. The coding region runs from base 1 to 1200 and encodes 399 amino acids. The transcript has a single exon. Lineage: Eukaryota; Viridiplantae; Streptophyta; Magnoliopsida; Rosales; Rosaceae. The record is from RefSeq and is a predicted model, not a curated record.
AUGGAGGACCAUGGCCAGUUGAUGGGCCUCCAAAAUGUCGACCUUCCACCCGAGAUCGUGUAUGAAAUUAUUUCAAGGCUACCAGUGAAGCCCUUGUCUCGCCUCAAGUGUGUAUCAAAGCCAUGGCGGUCCCUAAUCUCCCAUCCUGAUUUCGUUGCAAAGUACUCCAAAGCUGUUGAGAAUAAGGAUGUAUUCUUCCAAAGACGGCGCCUCCUGUUUACUUUUGCUGCCCCCGGACAUCAUUGGCUUUACUCUUUGGAUCUUAACCAGUUUCUCAAUGAGAAUCAUAAUGUUGAUGUUGAUAGUUUAGUAGCAGCACCCACUGAGCUCGACUUUGUUUACAAUCAUCUUCCAAAUGGUGGACGGGGUUGGGUUCCCUUUGUCCAUUAUUCCUGCCAUGGCUUGUUCUUGUCCAAGUUAUGUUCUGGGGACUUCAGUUUCAGUUUGAUCAACCCUGUAACCAAGGAAUCAAAGACACUAUUAAAGGCACCAAUAUGGAGACUACCAAUGAAGCCCUAUUUUUGGCACUUAUAUGGACUUGGAUUUGAUUACUCCACCAAUGAAUACAAGGUAAUUAACGGGCAGGUUUAUUGUGAUGGAAUUAUUUUCAGUGUCUAUACAUUGGAGACUGAUUCUUGGCGACAGAUUGAGUGCUUAUUUCCCUACAAAGCUAAAGGUUAUGAUGGGAUCCUGGUGAAUGGUGCUGUUCAUUGGUUGGUGAGGAAGGUUGCAGAUCGAUCAUUAGUGAUUAUAUCUUUCCUUUUAACAGAGGAGCAGGUUAGAGAAAUUCCACUCCCGCCCAUUCCCAGUACUCAUUCAAGUCAACUGACGGUAUUCAGAAAUUGGCUAUGUAUAACAUCAGUAUCAACACGGACUGAAGGAGUAACAUUUAAUGAGUUAUGGGUCAUGAAGGAAUAUGGAGUGAGGGAGUCUUGGACUAAAAUGCAGGUCUGCAAACCAUAUCGCAAAUUAUCACAUUCCGGUUUCUGGACAGAAUCUCAUGAUCUGAUGGUUUUUGAUAGGUCAUCAUUAGUUAUGUACAACUUUGAUGAUGGAACAUUUUGGAAUCUAUCAAUUGGUUGUCUUAGCGAAUUAGAUGGUGGUUUUGGUAGCGUUGGUAUCUAUGUGGAGAGCCUCCUACCUUCACUCACCGAUCAAGAACAGCGUAAGAGGAUUAAAGAAGAUGAAUCCACUCAGUGA